AUGAAAAACAAAUAAUUCAAAGAGAUUUUGAGUUUAUAAGUAGUUAAAGUAGAGUUAACUUAAAAAGUAACUAAAAUUAACGCUUAAGAACCAAUACAUUAUGGAGUUAUUGUAACAACUCAAAAUUAAGAAUAAUAUGUUCUUCAUAAUGGUCAUAAAUUUGGAAAAGAUUAAGACUUUGUUUUAACAAGCUUUUGUAAUACUAGUAAUAGUUUGGAAAUAUUUAAAACUUAUGAAUUAGAUAAACCUAUUAAAUUAGAAGUAUUUUUUUUAGCUGGAUGUUGUGGAUAGAAUAUGAGAUAUCAUCCUAAAUACAACAACAGUAAACAUGCUUAAGAUAGAAUUUUGCAGAAAGUCAAAGAGUUAACUAAUCAAAGUCAAUUAAUAGUUCAAUGA
Molecule: messenger RNA, 396 nt
Organism: Paramecium pentaurelia
Lineage: Eukaryota; Ciliophora; Oligohymenophorea; Peniculida; Parameciidae
Source: the annotation of a GenBank genome assembly